AUGGAGGAAUCCAGUUCCCAAAAACUGGUGUGGGACGGCGAUGCCAAAGCGAUGCAACAGUGUUUAACGGAUAUAUUCACCAGCGUUUACACCACCUGCGACAUUCCAGAAAACGCCAUUUUUGGGCCAUGUGUUCUGAGUCAUACCUCCCUGUAUGACAGCAUCGCCUUUAUCGCCCUCAAAUCAACAGAUAAGCGGACGGCGCCUUACAUAUUCAGGGUGGACACGUCAGCCGCCAACAGCUCCUCAGAGGGCCUGAUGUGGCUGCGGCUAGUUCAGUCGGCGCGGGACAGAGAUGAACAAAACCUGGAGGCCUACGUGAAGAACGGCCAGCUCUUCUACAGGUCCCUCAGAAGAAUCGAAAAGGACGAGGAACUACUGGUGUGGUACGGGAAAGACCUGAUAGAACUGCUGCUACUGAGUUCCGGAAGAACACAGAUAAAAAGCAAAGGAUCUCCACCCUACUUGUGUCCAGACUGCAGCCAGCGAUUCCAGUUUGAGUUUCCUCUGCUUGCUCACCUGAGAUUUCGCUGCACCAAGAGAUUACAGAGCCUCACCAACGCAGACGAUGAGAGUAAAGACAACGGCGACCACCCCAGCGUGCCCCCUACCAGGUCUAGCCCAAAGCUGGGCAGGUCGGACUGCUUCUCCAGCCCCCAGGAUGGCAAACCGUCAACAGACUUCCACAACCUAGCCAGGGACCUGGAGAACAACAGAACCAGUGCGCCCUCUGACAAGGAGGCCGAGAUCUCGAGUGAGAGUUCUGGAAAGCGGAAGUUCUCCGAGAUGGAGGGCAGCAGGAGUAGCGGGCUUCCUCAGACUCUCAAGUCUAAGGAGGAGCUGGCCAACUCGGCGCAGCAGUACCGUGGAGCGUACGGGUUGGAGGAGACGAGGCGGGCUUUCUCCCCUGCCGGCUCCGAGCCAGGAGAAACCAAACGGAGCGCUUUCACGGAGGUCAAGAAAUCCCCUCAGGGCCUGAAGAACAGCGCCAAGAACCUGAGCUCCAACGUGGAGAACAAAGAGGCAGGGAGGCCCGGUAGCAACCCCAGCGAGAAGCACCUGAACAUCAGGCAGGUUCUAGGAGAGACGCAGCCGCCCCAAUCCCGUAUGGAGGGCUCCUCCGUGGGCAGCGCCUUCACGUCCGUCCCCCAGCAGGGAAGCACGGCCGAGAGGAAGAGCGCCUUCAGCCAGCCUUCCCGAUCCUUCUCCCAGCUCUCCCCGCUUGUGAUGACGCCCAAGCUGCUGCCAGGGGUGGACUGCCACCCAGCUGUGGGGGACACGGUUUCGUCGAGCAGGCUUUACCAGGCGGACCACCUGGCCGCCAAGCUCCAGGGCUCCGAGCUGGGCAGCAACUGCCCCGUACCGGGUGGCAUGGCCAAACAGAGUCCGUUCCUGUACGCCACGGCGUUCUGGCCGAAGACGUCGGGACCCAUCCAGCUGCAGAUGCCCUCGGCCCUGACGCUGCUGCCGCCCUCUUUCACGUCCCUCUGUCUGCCCGCCCAGAACUGGUGCGCCAAGUGCAACGCGUCUUUUCGGAUGACCUCCGACCUGGUCUACCACAUGCGGUCACACCACAAAAAGGAGUACGCCAUGGAACCCCUGGUCAAACGCCGGCGGGAGGAGAAACUAAAAUGCCCGAUCUGUAACGAGUCGUUUCGAGAGCGACAUCACCUCUCGCGUCACAUGACCUCCCAUAACUGA
Messenger RNA from Chanos chanos (milkfish), 1701 nucleotides. RefSeq names its product PR domain containing 8b (gene prdm8b). Lineage: Eukaryota; Metazoa; Chordata; Actinopteri; Gonorynchiformes; Chanidae. The record is from RefSeq and is a predicted model, not a curated record. The coding region runs from base 1 to 1701 and encodes 566 amino acids. The transcript has 3 exons. Gene Ontology annotation, cellular component: nucleus. Gene Ontology annotation, molecular function: protein binding. Gene Ontology annotation, biological process: oligodendrocyte development; regulation of DNA-templated transcription.